GCCAAGCAAAGCGCCCUUACUCCUUACUCCUUUCAUUUCCAUCCCCUCUCUCUCGCUCGCCAUUCGCAACUCGCUGUUAUCGCUGAAUAAUUCAUCAAAUCCCAAAUCCCAAAUCUCAGCAGCAUGACAGAAGUCACAGAACAACCAUUUCGACCACGGGAGAAGCUUAUUGAGAAGCAAAAAUACUACCAAAACAUCCGCAAACACACAUACCUGAAAGGACCAUUUGAUAAGAUAACCUCAGUUGCCAUUCCAGCUGCUUUGGCUGCCACUUCGCUUUUUCUUAUUGGACGAGGGAUCUAUAAUAUGGCUAAUGGCAUUGGAAAGAAAGAAUGAGGCAGCAAUCUCUAUUUGAUGAUAGAGAUGGACCAAGUGUUUGGCAGCUCAAAUUUCAUAGUUUAGAAGUCCUGGGUUGGACCAAUGAUUUUCUCUAAGUAUUUUAUUUGUACCCUGUAAUAAUGGCUUAGUGGCAGCUUGUUGCUACCAAUGGAAAUUGGAACUUUAUCAUUAUUGGCUUUUUAUCUGUUUGUUUUCACAAUGCAUGAUUAAAUCUCAGGCGUCUUCUUUUUUGAUACAACAUUUUGAUAUGACAUUACAACUUGCCCUUGGGCUU
Molecule: messenger RNA, 613 nt
Organism: Quercus lobata
Lineage: Eukaryota; Viridiplantae; Streptophyta; Magnoliopsida; Fagales; Fagaceae
Product: cytochrome-c oxidase/ electron carrier
Exons: 3
Coding region: 124-336 (70 amino acids)
Source: RefSeq, a predicted model, not a curated record